Ictidomys tridecemlineatus (thirteen-lined ground squirrel) is the source of this 2373-nucleotide messenger RNA. NCBI's taxonomy places the organism in Eukaryota, Metazoa, Chordata, Mammalia, Rodentia, Sciuridae. The record is from RefSeq and is a predicted model, not a curated record.
AGGGGGAAAGCCCCGGAUGUUCGUUGGGGAUUCAACAUGGCGGCGGUAGUAGCCGCGGUGGCGGCGGCGCAAGAGAGCUGAAGGCGGCGUAAGGGCGCGGAGUUCCGGGCCGAGCAGCCAGGCCGCCUGCGACGGUGGCGCCGAGCCGAUGAGUCAUCCGAAGCCCCGAGAAGGCACAUCACCUGCCCUUGGGCAAUUCUAGCCCAGCCACCCUCAAACCAGGUGCCCUGGUAGAGGAGCCUGAAGCCGCGGCGCCAUGUUUGGGAAGAGGAAGAAGCGGGUGGAGAUCUCGGCGCCAUCCAACUUCGAGCACCGCGUCCACACGGGCUUCGACCAGCAGGAGCAGAAGUUCACGGGGCUGCCCCGCCAGUGGCAGAGCCUGAUCGAGGAGUCGGCCCGCCGGCCCAAGCCCCUCAUCGACCCUGCCUGCAUCACCUCCAUCCAGCCCGGGGCCCCCAAGGUACAUCGCCGCCUGCCGCCGCCUCCCCGACCCCCACAUCCCGGCGCAGUACUGGCCUCCCCACCCCCACCCACUUCCCUGCUUCCCCACCCAAAGCCCUUACUGGUCCACUGGCCUCCAGGCUCUGUAAUCCUGUCCCCAGUGCCAGUCACCCAACUGCCAGCCUGCCCAGAGCCCCUUGGCAGUGCGGGGACAGGCCUGCUCCCAGGCAGUGACCAGCACCAAGUGGUCUGGGCUGGGAUAGGGCGCACAGAGGAGGCCCGGACCCAGUCACCCCAGCGGGAGCCACAGCGAGUGUCCCAUGAGCAGUUCCGGGCCGCCCUUCAGCUGGUAGUGGACCCCGGGGACCCCCGCUCCUACCUGGACAACUUCAUCAAGAUCGGGGAGGGCUCCACGGGCAUCGUGUGCAUCGCCACGGUGCGCAGCUCCGGCAAGCUGGUGGCCGUCAAGAAGAUGGACCUGCGUAAGCAGCAGAGGCGCGAGCUCCUGUUCAACGAGGUGGUGAUCAUGCGGGACUACCAGCACGAGAACGUGGUGGAGAUGUACAACAGCUACCUGGUGGGCGACGAGCUCUGGGUGGUCAUGGAGUUCCUGGAGGGCGGCGCCCUCACCGACAUCGUCACCCACACCAGGAUGAACGAGGAGCAGAUCGCAGCCGUGUGCCUGGCCGUGCUGCAGGCCCUGUCUGUGCUCCACGCCCAGGGCGUCAUCCACCGGGACAUCAAGAGUGACUCGAUUCUGCUGACCCACGAUGGCAGGGUGAAGCUGUCAGACUUCGGGUUCUGCGCCCAGGUGAGCAAGGAGGUGCCCCGGAGGAAGUCGCUGGUGGGCACGCCCUACUGGAUGGCCCCGGAGCUCAUCUCCCGCCUUCCCUACGGGCCAGAGGUGGACAUCUGGUCACUGGGGGUCAUGGUGAUUGAGAUGGUGGACGGGGAGCCCCCCUACUUCAACGAGCCACCCCUCAAAGCCAUGAAGAUGAUUCGGGACAACCUGCCGCCGCGACUGAAGAACCUGCACAAGGUGUCGCCGUCCCUGAAGGGCUUCCUGGACCGCCUGCUGGUGCGCGACCCGGCCCAGAGGGCCACGGCGGCCGAGCUGCUGAAGCACCCGUUCCUGACCAAGGCCGGGCCACCCGCCAGCAUCGUGCCCCUCAUGCGCCAGAACCGCACCAGAUGAGGCCAGCGCCCUGGCCCUGAACCAAAGAGCCCUUGGGUCACCCUGCCCUGCCGGAGGCCAGUAGGGCAGCGUCCCCACUCCUCCCAGCCCACGAGACACUCCGUGUGGCGCCACCUCCUCACGGGGGGCUUUGUGGGGCCUACUACUGAACUCUGGUUUUGACUUUGAAAAACACAGGGACUUGGAGCAAGUGAGGCUCCUAGGACCCCCACCCUCCGGGCAGGCCCUCCACUGCAUCUGUCUCCAGGACAGAUGGACUGAAGGAUGGCGGCCCACACAUCGCUGGGAACCUGCAGCAGGGUCGCUGCAGGCGGGGACAUACGGAAGGUGUGUGAGUGCGCGUGCCUGCGUGUGCGCCUGGCAGUCCCUGUGUCCUCAGCCCGCAGGUGGGCGUCUCUGAGACCUCGCCUGGCCUCCAGCCUCCUGAGCCAUUGUGGAGGUCCAUCAUGAAUGUCUGAGAGUGGCCUUCUCCAGAGCCCGCACCCUGGGGCUGCAGGGGUCAGGGGCCGCCCCAGCCCCGCCCUGCAGCUCGUGACUACUGCACCAGACAGCCUCCGUUUUCUAGAGAUCUAUUUAUAUUGUCAUUUUAUAACACUAGCCCUGCCCCCAACUGGGGACAGACCAUCCUUGUUCUGUGGGGUGGCACAGGGACAGAACCACUGCCUGAAGAUCGGGUUCCUGCCCGCCCUGCCCCGCCAAGUCAGUUUUACAAUUAAAACAUUUUCCUGUUUUGUGGG